Messenger RNA from Chrysochloris asiatica (Cape golden mole), 294 nucleotides. RefSeq names its product chemokine (C-C motif) ligand 1 (gene CCL1). Lineage: Eukaryota; Metazoa; Chordata; Mammalia; Afrosoricida; Chrysochloridae. The transcript has 3 exons. Gene Ontology annotation, biological process: monocyte chemotaxis; positive regulation of ERK1 and ERK2 cascade; cellular response to type II interferon. The coding region runs from base 1 to 294 and encodes 97 amino acids. The record is from RefSeq and is a predicted model, not a curated record. Gene Ontology annotation, cellular component: extracellular region. Gene Ontology annotation, molecular function: chemokine activity; CCR chemokine receptor binding.
AUGAAGCUCAUCGGGACAGCACUGGUGUGUCUGCUGUUGGCUGGGAUGUGGACACUAGAUGUGGACAGCAAGAGCAUGCACGUGUCCUCCUCCAAUUGCUGUUACUACUUCGUGAACAGGAAGGUGGCCCUGAAGGACAUCCAGUGUUACAAAAACACCAGCUCCACCUGCUCCUACAAAGAUGGCUUGAUAUUGAAGCUGAAGAAAGGCAGGGAGAGCUGUGUCUUGAAGAAAACUAGAUGGGUCCAGGACAAUUUAGCGAAGAUGAAACCCUGCCUGCCAAAGGGAGAAUGA